GUGGGGGAACAGUGUAACAAGUGAUUCAUAUAUAUGUAUAUAUAUAUAUAUGCAUUUGCACACAGAGCUCUUUAUUUUACCGAUUGUUCUCAUAAUAUCCUGUUCGUAGCUGCAUUAGACUCGCGGAUAUCUGGCCGAAAUGACGAUUCUAAGGCUGCCGAUUUUCGCGCGAACAUUUCUGAAUCGGUGCGUCGGGGAAUACGCGAUCGUCGGUGCGUGGCAUCCGAAGAUUUUCCCGAUAAAAUCGGUGGAACGUCGACACUACGCGACCGCGAUCGAAUUAAAAGUGGACUCGCAGAAUGUCAUCAGCAGCGGAGUGCCUGAUGUGACAGGUUUCGAAAGUGUUCACUUGCAUAACUUGAUUUGGGAGAAGGUCGACAGAUGGUCGAAUCGUACUGCUCUGAUUUGCUCAGACACUGGUAGGUCAUAUACGUACAGUCAAUUGAAAAAAGCAUGCGGCAGACUAGCAACGAGUUUGAGAAAGAGCAAACUUCUACCGGGAGAUACGAUCGCCAUUAUUUUGCCAAAUAUUCCAGAAUUCGCCGUCAUAUUACUGGCGGCAAACGAGGCCGGUUUACGUACAACGCUAAUUAAUCCCGCAUACACAAAAUACGAGAUAAAGAGGCAAGUGGAGAAUGCGGAUGUUCAGGCGAUCUUCACAAUUCCGGCCAAAUACGCAGAUGUGGACGCGAGUAUAGAGAACAAUUCGAAGAUAAAAUUACCUGUUGUUAUCGUAAACGAUGGCACUGAUCCUACCUCGAUCGCAGGAACCAUCAAAUUCGCCGAUCUCGUGCGGGAUGACAUCGAGGAAUUUUCAGUCAGUCAGAAAACCGAUGUCAAUUACGAUGAUACGGUACUCAUGUUUUAUUCCAGCGGCACGACUGGUUUGCCGAAAAGUAUCGAGUCGACCCAUAGGAAUAUUGCGGCAAAUAUUUUUCAAGCCACGUGUCCGCAACUUUUCGCCGGAGUGGAAACUACUGAACAUUAUCAGGAUAUUGUACCGAUGAUAUUACCAUUGUAUCACGUUUACGGAUUAGUAAUCGUUAUGUACUCAUUUUUGCGGAUAGGCGCUAAGCUGGUGUGUAUGCCACAAUUUUCCCUGACCAAACUUAUCAAACUGUUGGAAGAUUAUCGAUGCACAGUGAUGCACGCGGUGCCACCGAUCGUGCAGAUGAUUGCAUACGACGAACGAAUAAUGUCACGUCACUUCGAGUUUAUGAGGCUAAUAGUCUCAGGAGCCGCGCCUCUUGGGGAAGAAUCUAUCGCCAAGUUUCAAAAUCGCGUCAGUAAUUGCGUGACUUUCGUCCAAGGGUACGGCGCGUCAGAAUUAUCACCGCUCGCUUCAACAAGUUUGGAUGCACCAUCGGCAUCCUGCGGUUACCUGGUGCCAAACACGCAGAUGAGGAUUGUAGGCAUACAGCAGGAUAAUCUCGGCAAAAAUUUAAGUCCGCGCCAAGUCGGGGAGAUAUACAUACGUGGUCCGCAAGUGAUGAAGGGAUAUUACAAAAAUCCUCAGGCUACAGCGGAUACUAUGGACGGAGACUGGUACAAGACUGGCGAUCUAGGAUAUUACUGCGAACACGGUUUGUACGUGCAAGCACGAUUAAAGGAGAUGAUCAAGGUGAAAGGAUUUCAAGUCGCACCCACCGAACUUGAAGAGGUAAUUCGCGGUAACAGCAAGAUACAAGACGUCGCUGUAAUUGGCGUCGCACACGAUCAGUACGGUGAGAUUCCGAAAGCCUUCGUGGUUCCCAAGUCUGGGGUGAAAAUUGACGAAAACGAAAUCAAAGUAUAUGUAGCUGAACGUGUAGCCAAAUUCAAGCACUUGGGAUACGUACAAGUUGUGGAAAGUAUACCGAAAAGUGGGGCUGGAAAGAUUCUUCGAAAAGAGCUCAAAAAAUUGUAAUGCAAAUAUCAAAGUAUAAUUAUCUGUCUUCAACUAUCUAACUAAUAGCAAGAAAUUUAUCGACAAACUUAUUGAUAAACUUCGUCUAUUUACAUUAACAUGAAUUAACACCAACAGAAAAAUGUUUAUAUGUUAUAACAAAAAGUGGCCAUCGAUAAAAGAUUCAGUUAUUUUUAUUUACACGUUAA
This is a messenger RNA of Nylanderia fulva, 2094 nucleotides long. RefSeq lists its product as uncharacterized. Gene Ontology annotation, biological process: long-chain fatty acid metabolic process; fatty-acyl-CoA biosynthetic process. Lineage: Eukaryota; Metazoa; Arthropoda; Insecta; Hymenoptera; Formicidae. Gene Ontology annotation, molecular function: long-chain fatty acid-CoA ligase activity. The record is from RefSeq and is a predicted model, not a curated record.